Prorocentrum cordatum is the source of this 411-nucleotide messenger RNA. NCBI's taxonomy places the organism in Eukaryota, Dinophyceae, Prorocentrales, Prorocentraceae. The record is from the annotation of a GenBank genome assembly.
AUGUUGUUUGGAACCUGCCGUCUUGGGCUCGACAUCGUGCGCGAGAACUUCACGCCCAGAGAACUGGAUACUGCUUCUGGGCAGCUCUUUGCCGAGAUUAUACUCCAGUGUUCGGGUGUCUUUUCCACUUCGUUUUUUCCGCGGAGCUCACCUGUGGCCACUGCCGCCACGAUGCGUGCAUCAGGACCUGCCUCUGCCAGCGGGACUGCUGCCCGCUCCGCUGCCACACGGGGUGCCCCCGGCCAUCGCGAACCUCCCCUCGCGGCGACGGGUCCCACGCCGGCGAUCAGGUGGCUCCACGCCCACUCUUGGAAGCUGUUCGAGGUUGUCGCCGUCAAGGGGGGCGCGCCGCUGCGGAUGCGCGCGGCGGCGGCUGGCGCGCCCGCGGGCGCGCGCGAGCACCAGGACUGA